Paramecium tetraurelia is the source of this 2580-nucleotide messenger RNA. RefSeq lists its product as uncharacterized. Gene Ontology annotation, molecular function: protein binding. The transcript is spliced from 6 exons. NCBI's taxonomy places the organism in Eukaryota, Ciliophora, Oligohymenophorea, Peniculida, Parameciidae. The record is from RefSeq and is a predicted model, not a curated record.
AUGAAUAAUGAAAUGUUACAGGAUGAAAAUGACCAAAGUGAUAUGUAUAUAGAAUCCUAAUUUGAUGAGCAUAAAAAACACUUACAACCGGAUUGCUUUCUCAUGGAGGACAAAGUGCAAUUUUCCAAUUUAAACAUGAAUGAACCUCUAGACAUGAAAUCAGCUUCUGAAACUAUUCAAGAGUUCAUUUACACAGAAGAGAAAUUAGAAGUGCAAGGAAAGGGUUUGGUUAGUACUUCGUUGGAUUAGAAUAAAUUUGUCAAUAUUAAACUUCUUGAUUUAUCUAGAUGCAAGCUCUAUUAAAUUCCAGAAGAUGUGAAAUAAAUGAUCAAUUUAUAAAAGAUGUAUUUGAGUUAGAAUGUGUUGGUAAAUGUGCCACGAUUUUUGGAAUCCUUGAAUUAUUUAGAAGUCUUGGACUUGUCUUACAACUUAAUCUAGAAUUAUCAAGUUCAUAUAAAACACUUAAGACAACUCAAUCUUGCUAGUAAUUGUAUUAAGCAACCUUAUUUGGGUGAAUUGGAUGUUCUCUGUAUUUAGAUGAAUCCAAUUACUCAUCUACCGCAAUAAUUUCAUAAAGCAUUGGCAAAUAUGAAUCAAUUAGAAUUUGAUUGGUUUAAAUAUUGCAAGCCUCCAUUGCCAUUUAGACUCAAUUUCAAGAAAUAUCCCUUGAUUUAAGAGAAACUAAUUAAAGCACUCACAUAACAAACUUUGAGUUUCUAGGAAUUCAUCAAGUUAUUGAGUCAGAAUGAAUAGAACUUUAGUUGUACUGAUUACAAGGAGAGGAACUUGUAUUGUCAAGCAGGGAUGAAUGAUGAAAUUGGAGUGUUGUAUUGUUUAAAUUCCAUCAUUCCUUAGGAUAUCAACAAAACUGAUUUUGAUAAUAAUACACCCUUGUCAGUUUGUUAUUUGGAAGGCAAAAUGAGAUCAGUGAGCUUAUUAAAGACUUUAGGUGGUAGAUUUUCUUUGAAUACCAUUCAUUGCAUGAGUCAAAGAGCUGAUGUGCAGAAUUUAAAGUUUCUUUUGGGGGUAAAGGAAAAUUUUCACUUGUAAUUAAGGACUACAAACAUCUAACAUCCGAUUAAUGAUGAAUCCUUAGUGAUGAUGAGGAAUAUCGAUGGUAAUACUCCAUUGCAUCAAUUAAUGAUGAAUUUUGAUAAAUAUGAAUAGAGUUCAGAGUUUGCUGAGAUAUUAUUAUUGUAUGGAGCUGAUCCAAACGUUGAGAAUUGCGAAGGUUACACUCCUCUUGAUAUUGCAAUAAGGAAAUAAUAAAUAAAGGGCCUUAAAUUUGGAAAUUAUUUCAAUAUGUCUCAUCAUGCUGAUUUUGCUAAUAAUAGAUUCUUUGAUUUUUCCCAUUAAUCAUCAAUCACAGGUUAUGGUCUAUGUCACAUUGCUGUAAUGGUAGGAAAUAUUGAAAUCUUGGAAUUCCUAAUUUCAAUCAAUGCAGACUUUCUCCCCAUUAGUAAAUCUAACAAAUUACCUAGAAAUUUGGCUACUCAAAGUUUAGUUGCCUUAAAGAAUAUUCGAAAACUAGAAAAAAGGUACAUUUUAAAUAAUGUGAUCAAAGAGAAAUCUCUAUUGGAAUAAUAAGAAAAAAAUGUAUAUUAGAUGAGACAUUAAAUCGAAAAGAAUAUUGUUUAAAGACAUCAUAAUAUGAUCUAGAAGUAUGCAGACUAAGAAGAAAUUGAAGAUGACCAAUCCAUCGAAAGUUAUAAUGAUUUUAGUCUCCAAGUAGGAAGUGAAUGUACUGUCAGAGAUACUGUUGCAGAGUCUGCUCCCAUAUUUAAAAAAUAAUUAAAUCAGUAAAAGGAUUCAAACACUUCUGUGUAGUAGAAUUUUUAACAGUUGUCAUCUCUAGAAUUUUCUGACCAUUAUCCUGAUGUUUUAAAAUUAUUGAGAAGUGGUAAUAUUGAUACAGCAAUCAAGAAAAUAGAGAAUGUCUUACAGUAUGAGCAAAUAAGUGUGGCUGAGAGACUCAAAUAUAAAAAUCAGUUGUCCUUAUUGAAGUUAAAAUUCAAAUAAAAAAAUAUUGAAUUAAAAUCUAAAAUUGGCUAGGAUGUACAAUUAAUCUUAAAUGAAUACCAAUUUAAAUCAUUAAAAACAGACCUUAGAAAUAAAUAUUUCAAAAAUGUUCAAACUAUAUUAAAUGCCUAAAUAGAAAUGGAAAUUUCUAUAGCUUUAAAUAUAGUAUCCAGAUAAAAAAUUAUAUGUUCAUCCUAUAAUUUAAAUAGGGAUCUAUAAGUUUCUGAUCUCUCUCUUAUAAAUGAUCUUAGAACCAGGUUGAGUGUAAAUCUAGUCUAUGACAUAAAUAACUAUGCAUCUCACUUAUUUUCUUCAUAAAAUUAACUAUAUCAAUGGCUCUAUAGUUGCUUAUCAAAAAAAGAAAAAAUAUUAUUCUUAACUAGUUUUUUUAAUCUACAAAACUACGAAUAUCUUUAAAUGAUGAAAUUUAAGAAGAAAAGAGUACUUGUUGUAAAACAGGACGAUCUCAGUAUUGAGAAGGAUAUGGCUGAAUUAAAUAAAGUUCCAAUCAACUAAAUAAUUAGUAAUCAUAACUAGUUUUGUAACAGUAAAAGAAAUUGA